AAAUUUAAAAUUGAAAUAUUAUGCGCAUUGCGCAACCCUGCUGCCGCUCCUUUAAAUACGUCGCUGUCACUCUCCUCCUCCCCCACUUAUCAUCGUCUCCGAGCCUUCCCCAUUUCAACCGUCUUCUCUGCUCCCGCCUCCCUGCGUUCUUAUCCAGCGAAAACCCUAAUUCGAUCCACCGCGAGCUUGGGCCGAGGAUCUUCGAUGGCGGAAUCGGACAACGUUCCUGCUGCUGGUGCGGCCGCGGCGGCGGCCGUUGAGGUGGAAGCGGGAGCCGUGGUGGUGACUUACGAAGAGCCGGACGAGGAGAAGUUCGGGUUCAGCCGUCCGGAGAUGUAUAAGGAGAAGCUCGCCGGGACCGUCGAUGCUUACGACCGUCACGUGUUCCUCUGCUACAAGAACCGCGAGUCGUGGAUGCUUCAGGUCGAGAAGACCGAAUUCGAUACCGUGCCGAAGCUGAUGGCCGCUGCUAUCCGAUCUCGCAAGAGCGAAAUCACAGUCAAGACCAAGGUUACCACGUGCGAGACACGUGUGGAGGCGGGGUUCGAGGAAGGAGACGUGCUCAUCUUCCCUGAUAUGGUCAAAUACAAGGGUUUGAAGGAAUCGGAUGUUGAUGGUUUCGUUGACGAUGUGCUUGUGAAUGGGAAACCAUGGGCUUCUGGACUGGCAGAGUCGUUGGCUGGGUCUCAUAUCUUUGUGUGUGCUCAUGGGAGUCGUGAUAAGAGAUGUGGUGUUUGUGGCCCUGUUCUGAUUGACAAGCUCAAUGAGGAUAUUGAGGCUAGAGGGUUGAAGGAUCAGGUGUUUGUCAGUGGUUGCUCACACAUUGGGGGCCAUAAGUAUGCAGGCAACGUGAUUGUAUACGGAUCAGAUUCUGAGGGCAAAGUCACUGGACACUGGUAUGGCUAUGUUACUCCUGAGGAUGUGCCUGAGAUUCUUGAUCAGGAUAUUGGAAAGGGGGAGUUGAUAGAACGUCUAUUCAGGGGCCAACUUGGUGCUCCAGUUGAACUAGAGAAUGCAGUAGCAAACCAGAAGGUUGUUUCCAAUGGAGAAGCAGCUCAUGAGGCCAAGAAACCCAGCACCAAUGGAGAAGCAGCAUCUGAAGUUAUGACCAGCACUCAGGUGGUGAACAAGGACACUGCACCGAUCAGUUGUUGCCAAGGUGUCAACGGUAUCUCCUGCUGCAGAGAAGUGAACACCGAACCAAGCGAGGAAACCAAGAAGGAAACCGCUGAGAAGAAGAAUUGCAGUGUCGGGAGUAAGGUGACAGACUGGAUCCAAUCACUCGAUCAGAGCGACAUCCUUGCAGGUGCUGCCGUGGUGGGAGCAGUAGCAACCAUAGCAGUUGCCUACAGCAUCUACAGGAGGUCAGGCAAAUAAUGCCGCUGCCCCUCGCUGAAUUUCCACCGUUUUAAGUGUUGUUUGUUGGUAAGGAAAGAGAGAGGAUACACUGGGUUCUGUUUUUGGUAGACGGGUUCAGAAGAACUGAAACAGCAGGUUUAGAAUAAGAUUAUCCACAGAACUUUACUAUUAGUAAUUUGAGCAGUAAGAAUACAUUCAAUGGUUUUGAUAUUAAGGUGGUGGGAUUAUGUAUUUAUUACCACCACCAGUAACUUCAACAGGUUAAAAACAUGUAAUAGCUUCCUCUGUUACUGCUCUAUGGUUGCCGUUUUUCACUUGUUCUUUCGUGGUAAACUAUUCAUAUAGAAAUGAAGGAAAGGCUAAUAUAAUUGAAGUUUAUGCUGC
Messenger RNA from Linum tenue, 1743 nucleotides. NCBI's taxonomy places the organism in Eukaryota, Viridiplantae, Streptophyta, Magnoliopsida, Malpighiales, Linaceae. The record is from the annotation of a GenBank genome assembly.